GCUAUUUCGAAAAUAUUAUAAAGGCCACGAAAAUUGAGCGAUCAUCAAAACUCAAAAUAAUAAUCUUUCUCUCGAAAUAUCAGGGAGAAUGUAAUCAUGUCCCCAGUCGUUCAUUCGUUCUGUUAUUCUUUCAACCUCCCAAAGUAAAUGGGAAUUUUCGGAGACAAAUAACUCGAUUGCCAUCGACGAUAAGAGUCGCAGACUCGAGGUGUUUCUGAAAAUGAAAUGAAAAACAGAGUGGGUCGAAUAAGUGUUUUCAUUAUUCAUCAGCAUUAUUAUUAUCAUCAUCAUCAUCAUCAUCAUCAUCGCAUUUGAUAUUAUCGUUGAUUAUAACUGUGUACAGAAAGAGCUGGAAGCAUUUAUCUUAACGGCAGUUGACAUCCGUCGUGCCUCGACAACACCGUUAAUCACACCCUUUCAAACACGAAUAAGUAAUUAAAGUGUUCGUUCAAAUUACAAGUAUAAGAGGGUUGAGAAAUAAAAAAACGUGUAAAUGCGAGAGCAAGGUGAGAAAAAGGAGAAAAUAUGUUGCGGAGUUUGUUGGAACGCCGGAGCGAGGUGCAGGAUAAUCCGAGCACACCGUUGCGCGGGGGUGCCGUUGGUUUACCCAGGAUACGUCUCAUCGACAGGCAGGCGAAACUCAACCAAGUACCGAUCUACACUCUUUCAUCGAAUAAAGCGCUAGGUGGCGGGGCCAAUUCGUUGGGCAACAAUCUGGGCUCGUUGAGACUUGGAAGUGGGCUGUCGUCUUUUCAGUGCCAUCGGUAUUUGUCCAAAGCAGACCGAUUCAUUCCACGAAGAAGCCACAGAAGCAUCGACGCUAUGAAUUACAAGCUUACGAAAAAUCAACCGCCCCAGAUACUGAGCAGACUCGACGUAUUCGAUCAAAUGAAACAUCUGGAUGAAACUUGGCGGCAAACAUUGAUGAAAAAUGCAUUGGCCAAAGCUGAUCUGAUACCAGGUUUAAACGAUCCCCGUAUUUUGAAUUUCGCCGAUAGAGGAAACCGUCCACCGACUUUUGACCCUACGCCACAUCAGAAUUGUUUCGAUUUCCCAACGAGAACAAAAGCGCGACACAAACCUCUCAUCGGCCGUUGCAAGUUGGGCAUCAAAGUUCAAUCGCCGACCCCACUCUAUCAAUGCAUCGAUUGGGGAGGGCGAAAUUUCAUAGCGAUGAUACUCAACAAGCCGAUUGGUUCUUCGAUUCUUGUGUUCAAUCCUGCGACCACAAACGUCGGUACAAUUUCUAAGCCCGUGCAUACAGUGGCUGACAUUAUUUAUCAAAUCCAGAUGCUACAAUGGAGUCACGCAGGAGACAGAAUCGCGGCGGUCACCGACAAUGCGGAGUUGAGGGUUUAUUCUAUGGAAAAACUGCUCUGGAUGAAAGAAUGCCCUUGCACAAAAGAUUGGAAUGAAGAAUUGCCAUGUGUAGCGACACUUGUUACGUGGACUCACUCCGAUGAUGAAAUCCUCAUUUGCUGUUGCGAGGGUAGACUAUCGUCGUACACGUCUUCAGGAAAAUUGGCUAGAAACUUUUUUCCGGAUAUAGGCGAUAGGGAGGCGAUAUAUUCCAUUGUGUUCUCGCAGAACGAUCGUUAUUUAGCCGUAACAACACACCAAGCCGUGUUCAUUUACACUUGGCCCGAAUGCAUUCUUUUCCUCGAGGUAGAUGCCUCACCCGGCCACAGUCCAAUUUCGCGAAUAGCCUGGCAUCCCUGGGACCCGAAUAUCAUAUGCGUUGGGAGUUAUCCCUACCUAAAUGCACUGUCCUUUUUCGACGUUCAACGCCGGAAAUUUCUCAUCUGCAGGGAAACCAAUCCCGAAUUGUGCAUUGAGCUACUUACGUGGAACAAACUGAGCGGCGAACUGGUCGUAAGAUUUGAUUAUCAGGAAGGAAAUUCAGAACGUGGAAAUCUGAAUCGUUCGCUGGUGGUGGUUCUCUCGAAUUUGGACCGCAUUGUAGAUGUUGUAUACCAUGGGCGUCUGGGUUAUGACCUAAAAUGGAGUCCCGAUAAUACACAACUGGCUAUCAGUCGAAGUAGCGACGUGAAAAUUUGGGAUUUCUUUGGCAGCGAGUCGCGAAAAUGGCAGGCGACUGCGGAGGACGAUGAGAAACCGAAUAAAAAGUAUUCGUUGAAACGCAGAAGAGAAAUUUACACCGACCACACGAGCCACCUGGAACAUUAUACAAUACGGUGAAAAAAUCAUCUCCAGAUCAUUAGAUAUGUUAAAAAAAGGAUCAAUUUUCUAGGUCAAUUUUCGUUGAGCGAAAAAUGUAAAUGUAUUGAAUUUGUGAUAAUUUAUGAAUUUUUAUAUUCUCCAAUUACGAGAGAGCUUCAAUCUUAUUUAUUUG
Messenger RNA from Venturia canescens, 2353 nucleotides. RefSeq lists its product as uncharacterized. Gene Ontology annotation, cellular component: anaphase-promoting complex. Gene Ontology annotation, molecular function: ubiquitin ligase activator activity; anaphase-promoting complex binding; protein binding. The record is from RefSeq and is a predicted model, not a curated record. Lineage: Eukaryota; Metazoa; Arthropoda; Insecta; Hymenoptera; Ichneumonidae. The transcript has 8 exons. Bases 526 to 2199 code for a protein of 557 amino acids. Gene Ontology annotation, biological process: anaphase-promoting complex-dependent catabolic process; positive regulation of anaphase-promoting complex-dependent catabolic process; positive regulation of ubiquitin protein ligase activity.